Molecule: messenger RNA, 2591 nt
Organism: Alligator sinensis (Chinese alligator)
Lineage: Eukaryota; Metazoa; Chordata; Crocodylia; Alligatoridae
Gene: DLGAP2
Product: DLG associated protein 2
Exons: 9
Biological process (GO): signaling
Cellular component (GO): postsynaptic specialization; glutamatergic synapse
Molecular function (GO): molecular adaptor activity
Source: RefSeq, a predicted model, not a curated record
AUCAGCAGUACUCAUGGUCACCUUCUCAGCACUUCAAUGAAGAAAGAUACUCUCCUGCUCCGAGGAACAUGAAAGGAUUAUCUGGUAGUCGGAACCAACCACAGUUAUGUUCCGCUCAUACUUGUGGCUUAGCAUCCCCUGAAGAUUGUGAGCACACCCACGAUCAUAUCCACCAUGGGCAGGAGCCAAGGCAAUCAUAUCUUCUUAGCCCCACAGAGAGCUGUCCGAUGGACCACCAUCGCUGCUCACCGCGAAGCUCCAUCCAUUCUGAAUGCAUGAUGAUGCCCAUGGUAAUGGGAGAUCACAUGUCUAGUAGCACUUUUCCCAGAAUGCACUACAGCUCACAUUACGAUACUAGGGACGAUUGCGCCAUGUCUCACGCUAACACUAAGAUUAACCGAAUCCCUGCAAAUCUGUUGGAUCAAUUUGAGAAACAACUUCCUCUCCACAGGGAUGGGUUUCACACUUUACAAUAUCAGAGGACCUCAACAGCUGCUGAGCAACGCAGUGAAAGCCCAGGAAGAAUACGCCAUCUUGUUCAUUCAGUCCAGAAACUGUUCACUAAGUCUCAUUCUUUGGAAGGAUCAUCCAAAGGCAAUGUCAACGGGACAAAGGGCGACAGUCGAGGGGACGAUCAUCAUCAUGGACAUCAUUCCAAGCAUAGCAAAAGGAGUAAAAGUAAGGAGCGAAAACCAGAAAGCAAACAUAAAUCUGGAAUGAGUAGCUGGUGGAGUUCUGAUGAUAAUUUGGACAGUGAUAGCACUUACCGAACACCCAGUGUGGUAAAUAGGCAUCAUGCAGAUCAUAUCUCGCACUGCUACCCCGAAGCUCUCCAGGGGCACUUUGGGGAUCUCUCAUUAAAGACUUCCAAAAGUAACAAUGAUGUGAAAUGUUCAGCUUGUGAAGGGCUGGCAAUGACCCCUGAUGGUAAAUAUAUGAAAAGGAGUUCUUGGUCUACACUUACAGUAAGUCAGGCGAAAGAAGCUUAUCGUAAGUCAUCACUUAACCUCGAUAAGCCACUGGUUCAUCAGGAAAUCAAACCUUCCUUGAGGCCAUGCCAUUACCUUCAGGUGCCUCAAGAUGAAUGGGGAGGAUACCCCACUGGUGGUAAAGAUGAGGAGAUCCCCUGCAGGAGAAUGAGAAGUGGAAGCUACAUAAAAGCCAUGGGAGAUGAAGAAAGUGGAGAUUCUGACACUAGCCCUAAGACAUCACCAAAGGUAGCAGCCAGGCCAGAGUCAUUAUUAAAAUCCAUUGGACAGAGGCCACUUGGAGAUCACCAAAACCAGGCACUGCAGGCUGCAAGUGAUGUGCCUGGGGUUCACAACCUGGAUCCCUCUGCCAACUACAAUUCUCCAAAGUUCCGUUCAAGGAAUCAGAGCUAUAUGAGAGCAGUGAGCACACUUAGCCAGGCCAGCUGUGUUAGUCAGAUGAGUGAAGCAGAGGUUAAUGGGCAAUUUGAAUCGGUGUGUGAAUCAGUGUUUAGUGAAGUUGAAGCUCAGGCAAUGGAUGCCCUUGACCUCCCAGGAUGCUUCCGAACAAGAAGCCACAGUUACCUGCGUGCCAUUCAGGCAGGUUACUCCCAAGAUGAUGAAUGUAUCCCUGCAAUGGCAUCUUCCAACAUCACCUCAACUAUCAGGUCAACCACAGCUGUAACUUACACAAGUUACAAAAAAACACCACCACCAGUACCCCCUCGUACUACUUCCAAGCCACUAAUCUCAGUUACAGCACAGAGCAGCACAGAAUCCACCCAAGAUGCAUAUCAUGAUAGCCGGACUCAGAGGAUUUCCCCGUGGCCUCAAGACGGUCGAGGGAUGUACAACUCUACAGACAGUUUGGACAGUAACAAGGCCAUGAAUCUCGCCUUGGAGACCGCAGCUGCACAACGUCAUGCUUCUGAGAAUCAAAGCACCUCAAUACGAACCAGUGACAAGGCCAUUUUAGUGACAAAAGCAGAGGAGUUUCUUAAGAGUCGACGUUCCUCUAUAGGGAUUCAGGUGGAAACGGCAACUGAUUCAGAUACUGAGAGCAGAGGCCUACGAGAAUACCACUCUGUUGGAGUCCAAGUGGAAGAUGAAAAACGACAUGGACGGUUUAAGCGCUCAAAUAGUGUAACAGCAGCUGUACAGGCUGAUCUAGAACUGGAGGGUUUUCCUGGACACAUAACAAUGGAGGACAAAGGACUUCAGUUUGGUUCAUCAUUCCAGCAGCAUUCAGAACCUAGCACUCCUACCCAAUACAGUGCAGUAAGAACUGUACGGACACAGGGACUGUUCAGUUACAGAGAAGAUUAUAGGACCCCAGCUGACACCUCAAAUCUUCCACCACCAGAACCCUGGCUGGAGCCAGCCAUUGAAACAGUAGAAACUGGUCGAAUGUCCCCUUGUCGACGAGAUGGGUCUUGGUUUAUGAAGUUGCUACACACUGAAACUAAGAGGAUGGAAGGAUGGUGUAAAGAGAUGGAGAGAGAAGCAGAAGAAAAUGAUCUGUCUGAAGAAAUUCUAGGUAAGAUCCGAAGUGCUGUUGGAAGUGCUCAGCUCCUUAUGUCUCAGAAAUUCCAGCAGUUUUAUUGGCUUUGUCAACAAAAUCUG